AUGGCCGCCGAGUUGCCUCAACUAGAACAACAAGCAACAGCUUUAGCUAAUGAAGAACAAGUGUUAAAAAAUGAAGACCUAUCUGAAAUGGCUGCUGUUCAAGAGCCUGAGACGAAUCCAUCUAACAGCAACCUAACUUCAGUUAUGAGCAAUAGUCCGAAUUCCCACGUACAACAACAACAACAACAAAGUGAUACCGCAAUUAAUAUAGAUGGUCGUUUUGGGCCUAGUUGUGAUCGCAUUUUAUCAGACGAUGAGAUUGUUAACAGCAUAGUUGAAGCGAGCAAAAAAGCCGAUUAUCAUCGUCGGUUAUAUCUCUUUGUAGGCUGCAUUCCAUCACUUUUUAUUACUUGCAUUGCAUGGUCUACCUGGGCUGUCAAUUUAUGCUCACCAGAAUCAAGGAACGCUUGUUCAGCAUCGAACACCACAUACAUAAUCGGUAUUUCCUUCGCUUCUCUCACAGGCUUCAUAUUAAUUUGGGCUAUUCGUUAUGGCGCAAAGAACUAUAUGAAUGAAAGAAAGUAUCAUUUGUUGCGAAAAAAUGUUCACUGUUUAGUCAAACUUGAAGGUGAUCUAUGGACAAGAUAUGUCAAUUAUUUGUACGGAUCCAAUAGAAAAAGUUUUUAUUAUCUUGGAGCCGUUGGAGCUCUAACUUUUUGUCUUUGUCGAAUUAAGCAUUAUCAACGGUUGAUUGCACGAGGUUAUGGAUAUAUUAUCUUCUGUAAAAAUGGUUUCAUGCUUGAUGAAAUGUAUUGCGUUCUAUACAAUGAACCACAUACUAUUUUGCAAGUGCAAUAUGUGAGUGGCAUGGGACUCCGUGUGUAUAUUCUUAGAGAAGAUGCACAAUAUGCCGUAAAUCGUAAUUGGAGUUGGGAAAGACGACAACUAGCAGCUAGACAAGCUUUUAACCAACAGAUAGUACUGUGCUGA
Molecule: messenger RNA, 930 nt
Organism: Rotaria sp. Silwood2
Lineage: Eukaryota; Metazoa; Rotifera; Eurotatoria; Philodinida; Philodinidae
Source: the annotation of a GenBank genome assembly